Molecule: messenger RNA, 342 nt
Organism: Dibothriocephalus latus
Lineage: Eukaryota; Metazoa; Platyhelminthes; Cestoda; Diphyllobothriidea; Diphyllobothriidae
Source: the annotation of a GenBank genome assembly
AUGCUAGCAAAAAAGAUUGAGUCAAUAAACACAAAGAGGGACCAGUUCAAAACACUAAAAGAGGAUUUUACCUCAAAGAAAAGCAGCGUUUCGAAGAAGACAGCUGGGUUUCACAAGGUCAUCGAUGAUGCCUCAGAGGAUCUCAACUCGGCCUGUGUAAGAGCUCUCUCUGCAGCCGAAAUGUCUCUGGACAAAAUAGUGUCUGAACUGAACGAUCGACUUACUGUAAAAGGACAACAAUGUGUACACCUUAGUUCUUCGCUGUGGCGUUUAGAAGUACGCGGCGCUGGCCUACGUGGUGCAAAGGUAGGCGAGCGCUCCUUCCUCACUGAUAUUUCAUAA